AUGCCGAAACUAGAGCAGUUUGAGAUCAAGAAGUACUGGCAAAUUUUCUCGGGUUUGAAGCCUGUUGACAACAAAUUAACGCAUGAUCAAGUUCAACCUAUUCUGUUCAAUUCCAAGCUAGAUUCGUCCAUUUUGAACAAAAUUUGGUUUUUGGCUGAUAUAGACGAUGACGACAACCUCGACUUUGAGGAAUUCGUGAUUUGCAUGCGGCUCAUCUUCGAUAUGGUCAACAAGAACAUCGAGACCGUUCCAGACAACCUUCCGGACUGGCUCAUCCCAGGUAGUAAACUGAAGCUUAUCCAGCAACGCGAGUCUCGAGAUGUUGCUCCCGAAAGUAGUGUAAGCUCGAACAUUACGGUUGAAGACUCUGCACCAGCAGUAGCGCCAAAACAGCCCCCUUCACCUCCCAAACUAGAUUGGUACAUUGGUCCCUCCGACAAAUCAUUAUACAAUUCGAUUUAUGACUCCUGUAGCAAGCUGACAGAUGGUACAAUCGCGUACGGCCCGCUAUUCAGUGCAAUGCGUUCCAAAUUUACCAGCAUCAAUUCCGUUGACUUCGAUCGUCUGUGGGUGCUUGUGAAUCCUCAAAAUAUGGGCUCCAUCAAUAAGGAUCCUGCUGUGUAUCUGAUACACGCACUCAAACAGAGAGCUGAACUAGGCUGUGAGCUACCUGCAGAGCUACCGCAUGCUUUCAGAGAGGUCUGCAACCAGCAGAGGGUCUCGUACGACCUAAAUUCUUCGCAAGGCGACAUUACACGCCAUUCUCGCCAUACCAAUACGAGCCACAAUGCCGAUUCUCCAAGUCAGAGCUCCUCCGAGGCAUAUGGAAGCGCAGAUCCUGAGGUUGCUGCCCUAAGAAAGCAAUUGGCUGUCUUAGACAGCGAGUCGUCCGAACCAGAGGACGCUAAAGCUAUAGAAGGAUCCGACCCCGCGGUGGCAAGAUCCGAAUUUGAGGAACUAUUUCACUACCUUCAAAAACAGUCCUCUAGUUCCCAGGGUGCCACUGGGGCGGCACUCGAUGUCAGAAGCAUAAAUGAAGAUUUAGAAACAAUCGAGCAGCAAGUUGGUGUUUUGGAGCAAUUCUUGGCCAGUAAGAAGCAGGAGCUGUACCAACUGCAAUCUGAAUGUCAAUCGAUGCACGCGUAA
Molecule: messenger RNA, 1146 nt
Organism: Lachancea meyersii CBS 8951
Lineage: Eukaryota; Fungi; Ascomycota; Saccharomycetes; Saccharomycetales; Saccharomycetaceae
Source: the annotation of a GenBank genome assembly